Molecule: messenger RNA, 930 nt
Organism: Durusdinium trenchii
Lineage: Eukaryota; Dinophyceae; Suessiales; Symbiodiniaceae
Source: the annotation of a GenBank genome assembly
AUGACCUCCGAGGAGGAGACCAUGGUCAGUUCCUUCUCGGUGGAAAGUCCGCCGCACAAGCCGCCGCAGUGCCGACCGAUUUGCGUGCCGGUGUUUUUGGUCAUGGUGCUCUACACCCAGGUGCUCCAUGGCCUGUGUGUGUUGCUACUGUUGAUUGGUAUCCAGGUGCCGCACGACUAUACUGGGACGCACCUCUUUCGCCUCGUGGGAGCCAGAUUUGCCACCACGGCGGCAUCUCAUCCUGUGAUGGAUGAUAGCAUGCGUCCAGUGAUGUUCUUGUCGAACCACAGGAGUUGGGGAGACUUCGUGGUGGACUGCACACUGCUCGGCAGCCCUUCCUUUAUCUCCCGAGCCUUGGUGGCGCUGGGCAUCCCCAUGACAGCCGCGUGGGGCUUCCUCCGCGGCUGGAUUUGGUUCUUCCAGCGAGGAAAGAAGCGCAGCGAGGGGACGGUGGAGUGGACCGCCAGGUUCUGGGCGCAAAGCCAGGAGAUCUACCCCGGGAAGGGAGUGGUCAUGUACCCUGAGGGUACACGCUCAGUUUCCCUAGAGGGUCUUCCACUGAAGCCGGGCGGCUUGGUCUCGGCUCACAAGUUGGGAUGGCCUUUGCAAAUUGUCAUCACCACAAACAAGGAGUUCAUUCUGGCUGAGAAGGCCUGCGUCUUGGGCUGUGGUGUGAACUGUGUCAGCGCAGUGUCAGCUCCUUUGUACCCAUCCGAGCAGGAGACUCCAGAUGCCUUUAUUCAGAGAGUCAAGGAGGUUUGGGAUGCUACGUGGAAAGACGCGUAUGGUUCAGCUGGCAUCCCCCGCUCCACCGCGCAGCUUCCGGGAGUGGCCCAGCAGUCCAUCAAUCUGAGUUUUGCUGGACCACUUCGACUGCAGCUGGCACGCAUGUUCGUGCUUGUGUUGCUUGUCCUCCUGGUGAUUUUCUGA